UAAAGAGUGAGCCGAGGCUGUUCUGUAUGAAUUACCGCCUGAUUUAGUAAUACACUCCCGAGACCUCAACUGGGAAGCUCGGGUAUUUGACACGAGUGAAUGACUAUACCACAUGGACAUCCAUGAAGUUUUGAUUUUCUUUUAUGAAGGAAAAACAUUUUGAUAACAGGCAGAGAAGCUUUGCUGUCGAUACUGCGAUUUCACAUAACAACAUUUUUAAACAAGUGCUUGAAAGCGACAGAAAUGUUAAAUUUUAUGAGUAAAGCAAAUCUCACUGUUUUAGAACGUUAAUUUGUCGCUCUUGAGAACUAACUAUGCCAACACUGUUAUACGCAGUUUUACAUGCGCUCCUGGGGAUCCUGAUUCCUCUUACGAAUGUCACUGUCAUUGUUGUCGUCUAUAAACUCCUUAAAAAAAAACAUGCAAAAAGUUAUAUUUUCAUCAUCAACCUGGCUGCCGCCGAUAUGCUGGUGGGGCUUAUGUGCAUCGUUGAGGCGCUCGAUGAUUUGUACGACGACGAUUUUGACAAGAACAUCACUUUCUGUCUCAUCCGGAUUUGCUUGACCAUCACACCUUGCAUCAGCUCCAUUCUGACUCUGUUGCUAAUCUCACUGGACAGGUACCUGGCUGUCAGACUUCCUCUGCACUACCACAGAUUUGUCUGCACGAGGGCAAUACUGGUCGUGCUCUUGCUCCUCUGGUCCUGGUCCUUCUUCAUGGGGCAUCUGCCACUCAUCUCACCCUCGUUGCAGCAAAGCAACUACACCGGCUACUGUGGUCUUCUGUAUUCAGCCAAAAGCGAAUAUCUCUUCAUUCUCUGCUUCACCGUUUUCAUUCCGGCCUUAGCGUCUAUCAUCUUUCUUCAUUUAUCGCUCGGCUGGAUUGCUUUUAUUCAACACCGACUGAUUUGGAAGACAUGGCCAACUCCUACUACUUCCAUCUUGCUAUACAUGCGACAUUUUAAAGCAGCACGGACGGUGUUGAUAGUCAUCAUUUGCUUCGCGCUGUCCUGGGGACCCUAUUAUAUUACCGGCGUGAUCCAGGCAAGGUGCCCCGACUGCGAUCUUAAAGAUUUGUUGAAAGAUUUACUCUUCUUACUCGGGGAGACAAAUUCUCUGAUGAAUCCGUUGAUCUACACCUUUUACAGCAAAGACAUCAGGUCGUAUUUGUCUAAACUUUGCAAGGGCUGGUUCCAUUAAAAUGUCAAAAAUUACAGCGGAGCAGAAAGGACAGGAGCUUAAAUCGAAGUUUCUCUCACCCUGCAGAGAAAGAGGAAUAACGGGGAGGGAAUCAAAAAGGGAUCCUUGCAUAUUCUACUCACACUUACACAAACACACAUAAAUCUGGAUUUAAUUACGAACUGGAAUUUAACGGAUU
Molecule: messenger RNA, 1377 nt
Organism: Erpetoichthys calabaricus (reedfish)
Lineage: Eukaryota; Metazoa; Chordata; Cladistia; Polypteriformes; Polypteridae
Product: glucose-dependent insulinotropic receptor-like
Exons: 1
Coding region: 315-1199 (294 amino acids)
Biological process (GO): G protein-coupled receptor signaling pathway
Cellular component (GO): membrane
Molecular function (GO): G protein-coupled receptor activity
Source: RefSeq, a predicted model, not a curated record